Panicum virgatum (switchgrass) is the source of this 453-nucleotide messenger RNA. Its product is annotated as translation initiation factor IF-2-like. Bases 1 to 453 code for a protein of 150 amino acids. The record is from RefSeq and is a predicted model, not a curated record. NCBI's taxonomy places the organism in Eukaryota, Viridiplantae, Streptophyta, Magnoliopsida, Poales, Poaceae. The transcript is spliced from 2 exons.
AUGACGGUGCACGCGUCGGCGAGGAUGCUGAAGUGCGUGAGGGAGGACAGCCCCUCGCCGGCGUCCGGUAGCAUCCGCGCGCCUCUGCUGCUGCCGCGGCAGCCGGGCCGAGCAGUGGCGGCGCGCCCCCACCGCCCCGGCUGGCCACCCGCGGGCGCCCCGCGCCGCGCUCAGGACAAGCAGGCGCGCUGUGAGCGGGACAGGUCGUGGGGGCCGCUUCGCGCCACGGGCGGCCCGGGCCCCGCCAUCACAUCCCGGGACCCCGCCGUGUCGCCCGGCCCCCCGCCGCACCCACCCGCGGUUUUGCCUGCCAGCCCCAGGCACGCCGCGCGCGGUGCAAGGCCAAGGCGGGGCGCACCCGGGCCGGCCUGCGGCUCCGCCCCACUCUGCUCUCCCGGGGCCGGGGCGCGCGUGCGAACGCGGCCGUGCUCCCCCGUGCGGUGCGACCGGUGA